CAUCCCUCCAGUCAACAGCGGUAGGAAAAUGGAGGAGUACGCACGUGAACCAUGCCCCUGGCGGAUUGUCGAUGACUGUGGUGGUGCCUUUACCAUGGGAGCCAUCGGAGGCGGGAUCUUCCAGGCGGUCAAAGGCUUUAGGAAUUCACCCGUUGGGAUGAACCACAGAUUGCGAGGUAGCAUGACUGCCAUCAGGACCAGGGCCCCUCAGCUGGGAGGCAGCUUCGCGGUGUGGGGAGGCCUGUUCUCCAUGAUAGACUGUGGGCUGGUGAAGGUUAGGGGCAAAGAGGACCCCUGGAACUCCAUCACCAGUGGAGCCAUGACAGGAGCCAUCCUUGCAGCAAGGAAUGGGCCUGUUGCAAUGGUUGGCUCUGCAGCGAUGGGAGGCAUACUGCUGGCUCUGAUAGAGGGUGCUGGCAUCCUUCUCACAAGGUUUGCCUCAUCACAGUUCCCAACUGGGCCCCAGUUUGCAGAGGAACCUGCCCCCAUGUCUGCCCCCUCCUUUGGGGACUACAGACAGUACCAGUGAAGAUUCCUUCACCCCUGUGCUCCCACCAUGAACCCAUGUCUCAUUGAAGUAACACUGAAGAACUAUGGGAAAUUACCUGUAAAGAACGUUUAAAAUCACAAGGACGUAUUCCAGGUUGGGAAACCAACAGAAGGACUGCACUCUGCUGUUUCCCCAACCAUUGGCAGCACUUGCCUAGCCAAUUUCAGCUUUGCAUUUUGCAUACAGUUCACUCCUCGCUGAUUCGAAAAUGCUGGUGGGAGACACAAAAAUGGAAGGUUUUUUAGAAAGGCAGUUUGGGAUGUAUUAGGUGCCUGGCGUCCUGCAGAUUCAGUAUGAUGCGUUAAUGUCAUGGGUGGCCCACUUGUGUGGAGUUCCUCACUAUCACUUAUACUUGGCACUGUCGGAACUGGUCCAGAUAAGUGGAACAACUACCCAACUCAAACUGACAGGGACCCAGCCUGUCCAUGACAGGCCCGUUCAGAACCUGUAUUGUAAGUGUAUUGUGGAUGUACAUUUCCCUAGUGGUUUGCAUGUACUGAUUGCUUGCCUUAAUGUUGUAUUUCUUGUUCUUGUUGUCAUGAUUUAAAAUGACACAUUAAUGCAGAUUUUUUUAUUUAUUGAGGGAAGGCAUACAUUGCAUAUCCCACGUACCACAGCACUCAUUUAUCAGUAGCAAUUUAUUUAUUUUUUUAAGUGGCAGAUAAAGAUCAGCUGGAGAACCUUGUGUCAGACACAUUUCUACAUGUGAAUAUCUCAAAACUGUUAGGAGUUAUGAAGAAACUAAGGCUGCUGCAGGAAAUGGAAGGAUUUACAAUGGAUUUACAAUUUAGAAUACAAACCUAUGGAUUAACUUCAGCUAUAAUAGUGCAAGCUUUGUUCAAAGAUUGUGACUACUAAGAUCUGUAUGACAGAUUGAAAUAUAUAAAUAAAAUGUAUUUAGUAAAAAA
This is a messenger RNA of Megalops cyprinoides (Indo-Pacific tarpon), 1458 nucleotides long. It is a transcript of the gene timm17a, whose product is annotated as translocase of inner mitochondrial membrane 17 homolog A (yeast). The transcript is spliced from 6 exons. The record is from RefSeq and is a predicted model, not a curated record. Gene Ontology annotation, molecular function: transmembrane protein transporter activity. Lineage: Eukaryota; Metazoa; Chordata; Actinopteri; Elopiformes; Megalopidae. Gene Ontology annotation, cellular component: mitochondrial inner membrane; TIM23 mitochondrial import inner membrane translocase complex. The coding region runs from base 29 to 529 and encodes 166 amino acids. Gene Ontology annotation, biological process: protein import into mitochondrial matrix.